This is a messenger RNA of Rangifer tarandus platyrhynchus (Svalbard reindeer), 1374 nucleotides long. Lineage: Eukaryota; Metazoa; Chordata; Mammalia; Artiodactyla; Cervidae. The record is from the annotation of a GenBank genome assembly.
AUGGAGCCGCGGCCACUUCUCCUGCUCCUCGGACUCUGCUCAGCUGGCCUCGUCCUGGGCUCCAAACAUGAGACCCGUCUGGUGGCAAAGCUCUUUGAAGGCUACAACAGUGUGGUACGGCCCGUGGAAGACCACCGCAAUGUCGUGGAGGUCACGGUGGGCCUGCAGCUGAUACAGCUCAUCAACGUGGAUGAAGUAAAUCAGAUCGUGACAACCAAUGUUCGUCUGAAACAGCAAUGGGUGGAUUACAACUUAAAAUGGAAUCCAGAUGACUAUGGUGGCGUGAAAAAAAUUCACAUUCCCUCAGAAAAGAUCUGGCGUCCAGACAUCGUUCUGUAUAACAAUGCGGACGGUGACUUUGCCAUCGUCAAGUUCACCAAAGUGCUCCUGGACCACACUGGCCACAUCACGUGGACGCCUCCCGCCAUCUUUAAGAGCUACUGCGAGAUCAUCGUCACCCACUUUCCCUUUGAUGAACAGAACUGCAGCAUGAAGCUGGGCACGUGGACCUACGACGGCUCCGUGGUGGCCAUCAACCCGGAAAGCGACCAGCCAGACCUGAGCAACUUCAUGGAGAGUGGAGAAUGGGUGAUCAAGGAGUCCCGGGGCUGGAAGCACUGGGUGUUCUACGCCUGCUGCCCCUCCACCCCCUACCUGGACAUCACCUACCACUUUGUCAUGCAGCGCCUGCCUCUCUACUUUAUCGUCAACGUCAUCAUCCCCUGCCUGCUCUUCUCCUUCUUAACCGGCCUGGUGUUCUACCUGCCCACGGACUCAGGAGAGAAGAUGACCCUCAGCAUCUCUGUCUUGCUGUCCUUGACUGUGUUCCUUCUGGUCAUUGUGGAGCUGAUCCCUUCCACCUCCAGCGCCGUGCCCUUGAUUGGGAAGUACAUGUUGUUUACCAUGGUGUUUGUCAUCGCAUCCAUCAUCAUCACCGUCAUCAUCAUCAACACGCACCACCGCUCCCCCAGCACCCACGUCAUGCCCGAGUGGGUGCGGAAGGUUUUUAUCGACACUAUCCCAAAUAUCAUGUUCUUCUCCACGAUGAAAAGACCAUCCAGAGAAAAACAAGACAAAAAGAUUUUUACGGAAGACAUUGAUAUUUCUGACAUUUCUGGGAAGCCAGGGCCUCCACCAAUGGGUUUCCACUCUCCCCUGAUCAAACACCCAGAGGUGAAAAGUGCCAUUGAGGGCAUCAAAUACAUCGCAGAGACCAUGAAGUCGGACCAGGAGUCCAAUAACGCGGCUGAGGAAUGGAAGUAUGUUGCGAUGGUGAUGGACCACAUUCUCCUGGCAGUCUUCAUGCUCGUCUGCAUCAUCGGAACCCUGGCUGUGUUUGCAGGUCGGCUCAUUGAAUUAAAUCAGCAAGGAUGA